This is a messenger RNA of Pipra filicauda (Wire-tailed manakin), 2042 nucleotides long. RefSeq names its product Rieske Fe-S domain containing (gene RFESD). Gene Ontology annotation, molecular function: 2 iron, 2 sulfur cluster binding. Lineage: Eukaryota; Metazoa; Chordata; Aves; Passeriformes; Pipridae. The transcript is spliced from 4 exons. The coding region runs from base 391 to 861 and encodes 156 amino acids. The record is from RefSeq and is a predicted model, not a curated record.
AUUUAAUGGGAAGGCAGUUUUUGUGAUAAAGCUGCUUAUAUAAUCUGUUGGGAGAGGGAGAGUCUGUUAGAUGUUUGAAAUACAUAAGAGGAGGAAGGGAAAGGCAGGCACAUUUGUUAGAAAGGUCAAGUUGAAUACAGCUCAAUAAACAAUGCUUUUUCUCUUUUGCAGAAUAAUUUUUUUAUCAACUUACAUCACUUUAUCUUUCUAGCCAUAUUAUUAUUUAAAGAAUAUUGGAUUUACAUGUGAAUGUUACUCAUUGCAUAAAUAAAUUAUAUAGCAUGUUACAUUUACCAUCUUUGUAUUUGUUUGCAUAUAGGUUUUGAGGGGAGAAGGUGGUUAAAGUGCAGAAAUGUAGAUUCGCACAGCUCAAGCAGAGGAGCAGCUGAAAUGAGGCCAGAUGGUCUUAUAUUUAUUGGCAAAGAAGAGGACAUAAAGAAGUCUGGAAGAAUAACAGCUAAAAUCAAUGGCAGAGAAAUUGUUGUUUUCUACCAUGAGGGGAAAUUUCACGCCCUGGACUCUCGCUGCUACCACGAAGGAGGCCCUUUGUGUCGUGGAGAAAUAGAGGAUAUCAAUGGCCAAGCAUGUAUUGUUUGUCCUUGGCAUAAGUUUAAAAUUACCUUGGAAACAGGAGAAGGAUUAUAUGAAGGAAUAAACCCUCUGGAGCCAUCACCAACACCACAGUGGCAAUCAAAAGGGGUCAAACAAAGGAUUCAUAAGCUCACAAUAGACAAUGGAAGCAUUUAUGUGUGUCCUCCAGAUUUGUCUGUGAGCUUUGACUCUGACUAUUUUGCUGAAAAGUACAAAAAUGGUGGUGAGUUAGCUAUGGGAAAACAAAGCCACUCAGAAGUAGCAGAGUAGGUCAUGGCCAGAAAGCAGAAUCCUGGGGAAUGCACCAAUGAAAAACCACUGUCAUGAAAUAAAAAUGCACUGUGCCACGAAGAUCAUCUCCAGAUUAAAUUCUAUUGUUAAUGUUAUCUUAAAGGAUUGAAACACGUAGAAUGAGUAGGAUAAGAAGCCCUGCAUUGCCAGAAAUGUGACUGAUCUUCUGCCAAGGACUUUUUUUUUUUUGCAUAUCAGAAAGUCUUAUUUACAGUAGAGUGCCUUAUAAUAUUUGAAAUUUUAGAAGCCUUAUUUUGCUAGAAUUUUUUUAAAUUUUAAGAGGGGAUAUAGUAUGUUACGGCUUAUAAAACUUAUUACAAAGCUAAAGGUAAAUAGUCAGGUGUAAAGGUUAUGUUUAUAUACUUAACAGUUUCUACUUAUAAUGCCUUCAGUAUAAAUGAAAUGGAAAUUUUUAAUUUUUUGGUAUUUAACUGAUCUCUAAGUGUUUCUUAAGUGCCACAAAUGGAAGUACAACACUUCACCAUUUUUAGUGAGCUUUUUUAUGCCUGUUGGUGCAUUACUACUGUGAAUCUAUAGAGGUAUUUAUUUUUCUUCUCCUCACUGAACUCCUCUUGUUCAAAUUAUCAUAUAAUGUGAGAAACACAUCAUCAAAUAAUGUGACAAGAAAUUGUUAUGUAUAACUCGUUCUUCCUGCUUCUGUUGGUUAAAGAGGAAGUUGUUGGGUAUAGUAUGUGAUGUAGUGGCCCUCAUUUGCUUGUUUUCAUUUAUUGUAAAUACAUUUUUAUACAUUUAUUUGAAAAUAUGUGCUUUCUGUUUAGAGCCAAAACUUGUGUUUUCCUAUGUGCAGUCACUGUAUAACAUCAUACCUGCCCCAAAAACUGCCUCCAAGGAAGUUUCUCUCUGAGCUGUACUGCUUUCCAGGACAUGGUGCGGUUUUCUGCCCAGACUGUGGGGUCCAGAGUGCAGAGCUACUCUGUGAACACUGAGCAUCAUUGAAUCAUUGAAUCUAGAAAAGACCUCCAAGACCAUCAAGUCCAACCAUUAACCCAGCACUGCCUAGCCCACCACUAAACCCUGUCCCCAGGUGCCACAUCUACAUGUCUCUUAAAUGCAUCUUGCAUGGCUGUAAUUCUUCAGCAUGUUUUUUUUUUGUUGUUGGCUUUUUGCAAAUUUCAUUCAUAAUCAAGUUCAGUUUGAAA